CGACGCGCAAACUGCGCAAACGAAGCACUAUCUCCAUCGACAAUUGAUCAUCGUCCUCUUUAACCUUUGACGUGCAACACCGAGCAAGCCACACGCUCCUGAGCGAAACCCUUGACAAAGUCGCCCAUCAUGCCGGCUACCGUUCUCUCCAGCAAAGUAAGCGGUCUCAAGUUCAUGCAGCGAGCCGCGGCUCGCUCUGCAAUCAAGAAGGGCACAACGCCAUCCUCUCAUGAUGCCAUCCCUGUCCAGCCUCCGGCACCGGCACCAGAGAAGGCUCAAGCGUCGACCAAGACCGGUGAUGAUUCAGAAGAAUGGAGCCUCACUGUCGCCCCUGGAAAGCACUCAAAUGAAAAUGAGCUAUCUACGGGUAUCGUGUACGAUGCAGAUUGGAGGAGCUGGGUGGGCGAUGGCCGACCUUCCAUGGGGCUGCGGAAACGGUACAAAGACGGGGAGGAUGAAGAGGAAGCAGAGCUGAAGCGCCGCAGAAAGGGCGAAUCCGAAGCGGAAACUGCGCCCAAGCGCGACAAGGGAAGCAGCAAAAUGGAGCGCGGGCGAUACACCCAAGGACCUAAAGGUGGCCAGCGAGGAAAUGACACUCGACUCGCAUUCAAGAAACCCGCCAAAUCCUGACCUGCACUG
Tilletiaria anomala UBC 951 is the source of this 639-nucleotide messenger RNA. RefSeq lists its product as uncharacterized. Lineage: Eukaryota; Fungi; Basidiomycota; Exobasidiomycetes; Georgefischeriales; Tilletiariaceae. The transcript has a single exon. The record is from RefSeq and is a predicted model, not a curated record. Bases 130 to 630 code for a protein of 166 amino acids.